AUGAAUCCCAAAAUCAAUUUGCCGAAAAUUCAAAAAUUAAUCAGUGGUAGAUUGAAGCAGGGCCAAAAGAAAGGAGAGGAAGUACGGGAAGCGAUACCACCAGGACAACCGGGUCGUGCGCAUGUCGUACCAUCCAACGUAUAUUCUUUCACAACGCGCAUGUCAUGUCGUGCAAUGCACUUUUCCUCACAUCUAGAAAGUUCGAACCAACAAGAACUGGCAUUAAGCAGUGGCAUCGCUUACAAUACUAGCUUCAUACAUGAACUGAUCACAGCGGAUGAACAAAAAGAAUUUAACAUUUUCGCGGAUAGUGAACGCUUGGCGGAACUUAAUAGCGCAACAAAACUAUGCCACCGCGCAUACAUUUAA
Molecule: messenger RNA, 369 nt
Organism: Loa loa (African eye worm)
Lineage: Eukaryota; Metazoa; Nematoda; Chromadorea; Rhabditida; Onchocercidae
Exons: 3
Coding region: 1-369 (122 amino acids)
Source: RefSeq, a predicted model, not a curated record